GACCAGGAGGGAGAAGAGGAAGCCCAGCUCCGCUGUGGGCGGAGAUACAUUGGGGUGAGGGCUUGCAGACCUGGAGAGGGGCGAAGGACCUAGGUCCUCGUCCCCAGAGUUACAGGUUGGAACAAACUUGCCUGGCUUUGCGUCGCAGACGCGUCCAAGUUAACCCCUGUACCUUGAUGUGCCGGCACGAAAGGGCGAGGAGCGGUAUACAUAGCUCUACAUACACAUUGAAAGCUGAGCGAGGAAAGGAGGGGGCGAGGAAAGGCAGGUUCCGCCUCCCCUGGCCCGCGUGCACACACACGCCCACCGCGGCUCGGGCUGGCGGAGCGCGGGCGAGUGUGAGCGCGGGCGAGUGUGAGCGCGAGUGUGCGCACGCCGCAGGAGCCACUCUGCCCUCUCCUCGCACCCUGCUCAGGGCAUCUUGAGAGCCUGGAAACGUGAACAGGCUUAAAGUAUGGCAUGUUGCAAAGAUGGUUUCUGCCAAGAAGGUACCCGCGAUCGCGCUGUGCUCCGGGUUCAGUUUCGCCCUCCUGCACUUCCUGUGCAUAGCUGCUUGUUUAAACGAAUCCCCAGGACAGAACCAAAAGGAGGAGAAAUUGUGCCCGGAAAAUUUUACCCGCAUCCUGGACAGUUUGCUCGAUGGUUAUGACAACAGGCUGCGUCCUGGAUUUGGGGGUCCUGUUACGGAAGUGAAAACUGACAUAUAUGUCACCAGCUUUGGACCUGUAUCUGAUGUUGAAAUGGAAUACACAAUGGAUGUGUUCUUCAGGCAGACGUGGAUUGACAAAAGGCUAAAGUAUGAUGGCCCCAUUGAAAUUCUGAGGUUGAACAAUAUGAUGGUAACAAAAGUAUGGACCCCUGAUACUUUCUUCAGGAAUGGAAAGAAAUCUGUCUCACAUAAUAUGACAGCUCCAAAUAAGCUUUUUAGAAUUAUGAGAAAUGGCACUAUUUUAUAUACAAUGAGACUCACCAUAAGUGCGGAGUGCCCCAUGAGAUUGGUGGAUUUUCCCAUGGAUGGUCAUGCUUGCCCUCUGAAAUUCGGGAGUUAUGCAUAUCCGAAGAGUGAGAUGAUUUACACAUGGACAAAAGGUCCAGAGAAAUCAGUGGAAGUGCCAAAGGAGUCUUCCAGCUUAGUUCAGUAUGAUCUGAUUGGGCAAACUGUAUCAAGUGAGACUAUCAAAUCCAUUACAGGUGAAUACAUUGUCAUGACAGUUUAUUUCCACCUAAGACGGAAGAUGGGAUAUUUUAUGAUUCAGACUUACAUUCCAUGCAUUAUGACAGUGAUUCUUUCUCAAGUUUCUUUCUGGAUAAAUAAGGAAUCAGUUCCAGCGAGGACUGUAUUUGGAAUAACCACAGUCCUCACUAUGACCACACUAAGCAUCAGUGCAAGGCAUUCUUUGCCCAAAGUGUCCUACGCUACUGCCAUGGAUUGGUUCAUAGCUGUCUGCUUUGCUUUUGUAUUUUCGGCCCUUAUUGAGUUUGCUGCUGUCAAUUAUUUCACCAAUAUUCAAAUGCAGAAAGCCAAAAAGAAGACAUCCAAACCUCUUGCAGAAAUUCCACCUGCUCCAGUACCGAAAGAAAAGCAUCCUGAAGUACCUCUGCAGAAUACAAAUGCCAGUUUGAACAUGAGGAAAAGAACAAAUGCCUUGGUCCACUCGGAAUCUGAUGUUGGCAACAGAACUGAGGUGGGAAAUCAUCCUAGCAAAUCUUCUCCAGUUGUUCAAGAAUCCUCUGAAGCCACAUCUAAGUCAUACUUAGCUUCCAGUCCAAACCCAUUCAGCCGGGCAAAUGCAGCCGAAACGAUAUCUGCUGCAAGAGCACUUCCAUCUGCUCCUUCUCCUACUCCUAGUCGAACUGGGUGUGUGUUGAGACAAACAUCAGUUGGAUCUGCUUCUACUCGUCGUGUGUUUGGCUCAAGACUGGAGCGAAUUAAGACCACAGUUAACACCCCAGGGGCUUCUGGGAAGUCAUCAGCCUCUGCUCCUCCUCCUGCUCCUCCACCUGCUGGAUCUGGCACAAGUAAAAUAGACAAAUAUGCCCGUAUUCUCUUUCCAGUCACAUUUGGGGCAUUUAACAUGGUCUAUUGGGUUGUUUACUUAUCUAAGGACACUAUGGAGAAAUCAGAAAGUCUAAUGUAAUUUUGUUGCUAUAGUAGUUUCCUAAAAGAUGAUGAAAAUGCAGACUAUCUUUUUAAAUGUUUUUAAAUAUAAUUAUUCUUUACUAAAAUAAAAAUUCUAUGUAAUUUUUCCACUUAAAAAAAUAUAAGCCGGUUAUUGGGAGAGUUAAUUAAUUCCUCAGUGAAGAGAAAGUGAACCAUUUUUCUUUUCAGAAAGAGGGUUUAAAAAGGAUCUAUUCAGCAUUCAAAUUAGAUGGAAUACAGACCAUCCUGGAAAGUUGAAACAAGAGUAAUAGGGCUAUUAGAGAUAUGUGGUGCACAUUUUUGCAUUGAAAUUUGAAAACCGACUAUGACACUUUUAAUACCCAAUGAAUAUCAACCAGCCACCCUAAAUUUCCCAGUGGCACUGCCCUUAACCAGAAUCAUUUAUUUGAUGUCAUAUGCAGUGACCUUUGGAGAUUCUCUUAGAACCCGCAAGAAAAGGAUUUUACCAAUUAAACAAAACAUCGGUGAGAGGAAAACGGAAGAAAACAAACACUGAUCAAUAGAGAGAAAACUCUGCGGAGUCAAAAACGAAGACAUAGACCAGGGGAAAUGUGUUUCCUUUCAUAUGUUGGCCAAACAGUACUUAAAGGUUGACUUGAAAUUUUGUGCUCUGAGCCAAAGUUUAACUCCUUGUAUGAAUUCUUUUUCACAGUAGCUCAUUCAGGUAUGUACUGUAUUUACUCCCUGCAUACUUAUUCAGAGCCUAAAGCCUCUUGUGUUCCAGGCACUCUCCUAGACACUGUGUCCUAGGAAAGCUCUGUCACAGUUACCUACAAUAUUAUUAAAAUAGUAGAACAGUCAAUGCAUGCUGAAGAACUAUAGCCUAGCAGAGGACUUUGCAUUCUUUAAUGAAGGAAAUAUAGUUAGAGUCGACAUCAUAUCCACAAUAUUGUUUCUCCUCCAUUGGUAGAGGAUAACAGGUAUAUUUGUUCACUUAACUACUUUGAGAUAAGUCAAUGUUAGUACGAUUUCAGCAACUGGUUUUCAAAAUACAAUGAAAAUGUGGUACAGAUUACUCUGUAAGUGACAAAAGCACCAUAUAUCUGGAAAAUAAAAAUCUGGGCACUGUAAGACCUGAUAGAUUACGUGUCUCAAAUUUGAAAAGGAUCACUGAAUUUGAUCAGAAUCACAAAAUAUUCAGAAAUAAGAACUUUUUAGAUGUUUUUCCCAACAUGGAUCUAUCUUAGCUGCUGAAAUGCCAAUCUUCGGACAUUUUUUUGUGUCCAUAGUUCUGUACUUUCAGGUAGAUUUUGUAUUUGUUUUCUGGGAGUUUUGGUAAGGUUUACAAUGAAAGCAGCAAAAGAAAGAAAUGAAGAAAAAAUUCAUAGCCACAGGGUGGGAUGCCACUGACUCUGUUAUGUAAUUCAACAGGAUUUUCACUUACUGACUUUUCUUGUAUUACAAAGCUUAACAACUUAAUUGGAUUUCUUGCAGCUGUCUUAUGCAGCUCAAUUUAGGUCUGUUGGGUUGAUUUGGUUGUUGUGUUACUUCCAGAUUUUUCUUCUAUAUUUCUUUCUACCUGCUCUAGGUGUGUGUGAAUGAAAGUGUUCUUAGUGUUUGGGGGAACGUUUUGAUAGAAUGGCUACCUUGCAGAUCAGAGCUCUUAUUUUUUUAGAAAAGAAACUAUAUAAAUCAAUUGGCAUCAACUUUUUAGUUAUUAUAUUGCCUUGUAAUAGUUGUAUAUGAACCCUGUAAAAUGUCACAAAUAUUAAUUGUAAAUCAUAUUUGAGAAUCCUUCUUAGACAAGAAUCUAUCUCUAGGUAUUUCAUAGAAUCAAUACAUUUUAAGACUAAAAGAUGCUAUAGAAAUCAUCCAGUCCAAAUCCCUCAUUCACGAUUUGAUUUUAGUAAAAUGAGGCCCAGUAAAAUCUGUAUAUAUGUAUAUAUUUAAUAAAGAGUACUUGUACCAAAAAGCUUAUAAAUUACUUUAUGAAUGUGAAAAGAUUACUGGCCUUGAGGUCAGUGCUUGGAAUUGUGGUUUGAAACUCUGAUCAUUUAGUAUUCAGACAAAAUGACUUUAUUUCUUUGGUAAGGAAAACUUACUCUGCUUUUCUAUUCAUGUAUUCUUAAGAAACAUUUUACCAACUUCCUUUUUUAAAAAAGAAAAUUCCUCUUUAAAUUUUGUAGGUUUUAAGGGGAUAAAAAGUAAAUGACUUUAAAUUUAUAGAUCAUAGAUCCAGGUGAACUUACUGGGGUUUUGUUUGUUUAUUUGUUUGUUUUUGGUUUUGUUUUUUGACUCUGGUAUAUGAAGAUUUAAAAAUAAAUUGGUGGCCAAACCCUGAAAGGACAAACUUAGCCCAGGAUUCUUAAUUGUUUAUUCAAAUAAAUUCACCAGAAAGCCUACUCAUUAGUACCGAAAGGAAUUAUUUCACUUUCAUGCAGUGUUAAUAAUAAUGUGUGCUUUAUUUUCUCAAACUAAAGUCCAUCAAAUUCAUUCAAUGAUUUUCACUUUUGUCAUCAUUUCUGUCUUCUUAAUAACUCAGAGGUACAUUGAGUAAAACACUCCUGUGAUGAGCCAAUGACUCUUCACCCAUUAGAAAAUCUCAUGAGAAUACUUAGGGGAUCCCAAACUCCUUGUAAUUUGGAUAAAAAAAAAAGAAUAGUAGUUCUGGUUGAGAAUGAAGCUUUUGUAUACCUGUCUUUUAAAGGUGAAAUUCAUAAUCAUUUCAUUUUGUACUAGUAGAGUAUCUGUAUCCAGUUUUCAAAUCUGAGUUGUCCACUAACUGCUGCAUAAUCAUUUCAUUUCCUCCAAGCAUGACUAGUUAUACAAAUAUAUUUACAUGAUUAACCCACAGUUAAAAAUGACUUUCAUUUGUGCAUAUACAUAGUCCUUAGAAAACAUACAUUUUAGGUUGGGCCUGACAAAUCUUGAAUUAAAGUAGGCAGAGUAGAGUCACCUUCUUUAAUAGAUGAGUCACAGAGAAGUUAGUGACAAAGAUAAAAGCAAAAGGCUGAAAUGAACUGUUGAAAGGUCAUUUUUCAAUCACCUCACCUUAGCAAUAAUUUUGUCUCAGGCAAUACAAAAAGCAAAAAUUUGUUAGUGCUAAUUCUGUAUGAGGGGCAAAAACUCCACUCUCCAGGCCUGUUUUCCAAUGAUCCCUUCUUCUAGAUUUGUGAACCAUCUCUAGGGGAAAAGCACUGAAGAGAUAGGUCACUUGAUUUUAAUUGUGAGUGUAUUGUGGUUUUAGACAAUUAAACCACUCUAGAACUGAUUUCUUAUUUAUAACAGGGAGGGGAUGGAUUAAAUGAUAUCUGAGUUUUUAAAGUGCUUAAUAGUCUGACUUUCAUAGUAAAUACAGGCAUAUCCUUGCAAUACAUACAUUCAAUAUUUUGAGUCACAAAUAGAUGAAUAUUGGAAAAAGUUUCUAUUUAAUAGCAUUAAACUAUGACUUAUAUCAAACUAAGGUGUCCUCCUCAUCAAAAAGAUUCUUUCUCUCUUUUUCUUUUUUUUUAUAACAGUGAUUAAAUCCAGGGGCUCUUAAUCACUGAGCCACAUUCGCAGACCUUCUUAUUUUUUAUUUUGAGACAGGUUCUCACUAAGUUGCUUAGAGCCUUGCUAAAUUGCUGAAGUUUGCUUUGAACUUGCUCAUCUUCCUGCCUCAGCCUCCUUAACUGCUGAGAUUACAGGGUAUACACCACCAUGUCUAGAAAGAUUCUCUAGUUAGAUUGGGUAUUUCCCCAUGAAAAAUUUUACCUGUUAAAGAAUAUUGGUUAUUUCAUUUUCCUGGAUUUUUAUUCAUCUUUAUUUAAUGGGCUCCUUCCCAGUAUUGGGUACCAUGCUGACUUUUAGAUAUAUAAAGACAAAAUUAGUCCCUUUCUUUGGACAUGGUCACAGUCUAGCAGCUACAAUAGAUGUAUAGAGGAAAAAUUGUGGAGUACAAUAAAGUGCUUCAAUUGUAUAGAGUAAGGCAAAGAUUAUAGGGAUACUCCUCAGGCACCAACAUAUGUAUCUCAAAACCUACAAUACUCAUAAUAAAUAUUUAAUAAAUAUUGUUUAAGAAAUAAAAAUUCAUGCAAAAAUCCAUGAUAAACAAAAUAUGCAAAUUAUAUGAUCAAUAUUAAUGUUUCUUUUUUCCUCCAGCUCUAAUAUUUCUGGCCAUAUCACUGAUAUAGAUGAUGAAAAAAGAAUGCACAUAACUUCAUAAGUUUACUGAUAAGGAGGAAAAUAAAGUAAUAACAGAGAAGGCUUCACAGAGAUGAUAAUAGAGUGAAAUUUAUAGAAUAAUUUGGUCUUCUUCUGGCCCCACUCCACCCUGCUUUCACAAACAAACAAUAAAUAAAAGCACAUUUUUAUCACCAUCUAAAGUCUGAGACAAAUGGAAAUUAGAAAGUUCAAGGGAAACUUAUCCCAGAUAGUUCAGGAUGGUUCAAGGGAAGUGAGGAAAGCAUCAAUCCAGGCGAAUGAGAGUUAUUAUCGGAAAGACCUGGCAGGGCUGGAUUAGGGAGAAUUGAAAGGUCAUUUUUCAAUCACCUCACCUUAGCAAUAAGGUGAAACUUGCUAAAAGUUAGACUAGACUCAGAUUGUUGGGACAAUUUUGUUAAAAUCUUGUAGGAUUUUAAGAUAAAACUAACAUGUUUGUGUUUGUAUUUUAGAGAAACUAUCUGAUUUCUCUGUGGAUGGGAGGGCCAUAAGUCUAAAGUAGUAGAACAACUGAAAUCUUUCAUUUUUCCUUUUAAUCUCUGCAUUUCCUUUCACUUUCUUUUUAACUCAGUGAAUUUAUUGUAUUUUGUAAAAUGAAACAUGAUUACUAGAAAUAAAGGCAUUCAAAAUUUUAAAACAAUUUCAAAUUUCUACUACCCAGAAAUUAACAUUUUGUGAAUAUCAUGUCAUACCUUUGUAUGGAUAUGUUUGUAUAGAAGAGUAGAUUAAUUAAAAGACAAUUUCAUAAAAUAUAAGACCCAGAUAUGAUCUAUGCUAUAUGUGCUGUUGGUUAACUAAUAACUAACUUGAAUUUAUCUCAAUUUAAGAUAAAAAUACCAAGGUAAAACUGAAGAAAUCAUUGAUGUUUAUUUAGGUAAUUUUCUUCAAAACAAGACAUUUUAAGGGCUCUAUACUUUUUUAUCUCGGAUUUCAAUCAUUAUUUUGGGAAACUUUUCUCCUUUUAUAUGUCUAAACAAGUUUUUUUUCUUUAAGAAUACCAAUUAUGUAAAAUUUCUUUUACAUAAUUUCUAACUAUUCAUAAUAUUCUCUAUAAUUAUUUUUUAUUUUUAGAUUUUUUGUCAGAAAUAUCCAAAUGAUUUUUCAGUUCUUUUUAUUUUAUAACUUCAAAUGUAAUUUAAACAUCAUAAUUUUUUAUUUCAUGUAUUCUUUUGCUCUACCAUUCCAUUUUUUAUCUUUUCUGCUGUUUAUUUUCCCUUUGUUGAAGAUAUUAUAUCUUCUUUGAACUUCUAACUCUCUCUUAGUGGGAUCAAUCUUUACCUCUGCCUUUUUUCUGGGCUGGUUUCUUUCUAUUAAUCACUGAACAAAGUCAGCUAUUUACUGAACUCUAGUGUGGGAAGUAGUGGGAGGGUGAGUCAGAUCAGCCCACAGAAGCUAUUUUAAUUUCAGAUGUCAAGCCCACCUCCCCAAAUCUGUUUUAUCUUCUUCCCAGAGACCAUAUUUUUUCUCUAUUUUUGACAUCUAGAGGUCUCUGUAGUUCACAGUGUAAAUCUCUCAGUUUUACUUUCCCUAAGUCUUUAUUGCUGGUAGUUACUCUUCCUUCUCUCUCAUUUCCCCACUUUAAUCUGUAUGAUCCAGUAGACACUAUCAUAUGUAGGCUAUUAGCCAUUUAUUCCCCUCUACUCCCAUCUCGUACCAUUUGGGAACAUAUAUCUGAAUUGUAUGAAAGCAGAUUUUGCCUUUCUCUUGCCUGUGUAUAUGCUGUUUCUCAUGGCAGCUUCAAACAAAUUAUAUUUGGAGGAUAUCUAAGGAUCAUGACACUUCAUAAAAUAUAUGCCCUUCCCAUGAUACGUGCCAUUUUAACUUGGUUUCUCCUAUUAGUGCAAGUGGAAAGCUAGUUAUUACAGUUUAUUGUCAGUUAUUAGUUAGUUAUGGAAAGGGUUUUAUUUUUUUCCCAAGUUUUCAUCCCUUUUUAAAAAUUUUGUUUUGUUUUUGAUAGGCCUUAAGAACAGGAAAGUGAACUGUAAAUGCUUUUAUUUCAUCAUCUUUAAUGAAACCACCAUCUGUUAUUUGCAUUUACAUUAGCUCAGGGGUUGACAGGACAAGACUAUCUUUUACUGAUAUGGUAACCAGAGCUAAGGAGAUUUUACCUACAUAUCAGGUAUCACUGGAAUUGUGCAUUAACCAUGGAUUAAAUCUGGAUUAAAUCAACCAUGUGACACAUCAUAAUACUGGGAAGGAUAAGGAACUGAUGAUAUAAAGGCCUCCAAAACAAAAGGAAACUCUUCUGUUUUCCUGAAUAGUAUUUCUGCAACCUUUCUUAGUUUCCCUUAGGGAAUCCCAGAGUUCAUUCCUGUGAGAUUGCUUUCCUUUCUUUUUCUUUUUUUCCCCUCUUUAUUCCUUUCAUUUGUAGGCUUCACUUUUCAUUCAUAUAUUUCUAUCUCUAUGCUAAUUUUGGUACACCACUUAUAUUUUACUGUUCAUCAGUAGGUCACUGAAGUGGUAAUUCUUCUAAUCAACAAGACAACAAUUUUAAUGUACUUGAAAUGAUAAUGAGUUUAUGGGAAAUUUAGAAAAGUUUAUGUAGUCUUAAUAGCACAUCUUUUCUCACCAAUAGAAAAUAAGUGGAAUGCUCAUCUUAAAUAAAAAAGAAAUGUUGAAUAAAAUAAUGCCCUUUCUUUUUACUAGUGACUAAUUCUUUAUUUCAAAUGCAAGUAUGUAAAGAAAAUACGAAAAUUCAAGAGUAAUAUUUUAUCAAAGAAUCUACUGAUUUCAUUGAAAAUACUAAUCUGGGAAAAAAUUGUACAAAUAUAUUUGAAAUGUCAGUAGAUGCUCUCAGGCUAUGGCAGAAUUAGUCAUAAAGCAUACAGGAUAGUUCUGUACUAAACACUAAAAUUUAGUACAAAUUACAUUAUGAUUGCAUUUUUCUACUGUAUAUGCAUCAUCUAGUUUUUCAUCACUUCCACUCAUUCUAUGUAGAUCUAAUUGCCUUAAGAUAUAACCUACUUUGGAAAUAGCUCCCUGUAAUGCAUUGAGAUUCAUUGUGUAAUCAAAGAAUAAACAAAUACUGUCAGUAAAAUAUUGUUUUAAAAAAGAGUUGUUGUAGAUUUGUAUUGACAAAAAUUUCUCCCUUAUACUUUAUAUAAUGUGUAGGAAUAUAAUGUGAAGAACAAUUAGUUUUUUAAUAUGCAUCUACAUCAUCUCUUUAAUGACAAUAUUUACUGAAUUCAUUUUUUUCCAAAUAUGUCUCAUUUUUAUUCUUACUAUAGAAUAUGUUAAAAGAGUGUGGCUGGCAUAUACAUGGAAAAAAGUUUAUGAUGUUCCAUAAGACAUUUUUAUUUUGCCAAUUACAUAAUAUUAUUUUAAAAGUCAAAUUAAUAUGCAAAUUAUAGAUUCCCAUUAAUUUUCAUACAAAUUACUGCUUAGAAUUGAAAUAAAACACAUCUCUUCAGGGGAAGGGAAAGAAACUGAUAACAGAAAAUGUAUAUUCUUGCAGUUAAUCUUUGGCAUAUUCUUUUCCAGGUUUUUAUAUUUGUAAUCUAUAGAGUGCAUUUCAAUUUUGCCAAAUACAAUGUAUUUGCCAAAUGCAGCUUUGCAGAUACAGUGCAGAAUGUUGGCUUGUCAUUUUAUUGAUUAUGCAUAUUGUGUCCUACUGCAAGAAUACAGUAAAUGAGAGCUUUCAAUUUUCAAGAGACAAACAAAUUAUUGUUGGUUGAUAAGGUAAGGCAAGGUUGCAGGAUUUUAAGAUAGUUUAACUGUAAAAUAAAUAGCAAUCCAGUUUUCAUCAGAUAUGACAUUGAAUAGCCAGAAUAUGAAAUAUAAGGUUAAAUUUUCCACUGAUUUAUCCUUAAUGAAGUGAAAGCCCUAAUAAUUACUUUGAUGCUGAAAAUAUUAAGAACCCAAAAGGAGAUAAAGAUGUUCUUUGGUUUUUCAGUUGAACUGAGGAAUAUAAAUAAAGUAAACUCUCUUCCUCCUUUUCCCAAAUAAUUUUAAAUUGUUUAGUUGGACAGUUGAAAAGAUUCCUGAGUACAGGAGUAAAACAAUAAUGCAUAUUUUAUAAUGUCAUAAAAACUAAAUGUGUUGUCCUCCAAGCUUCAUUAUUCUUCCUGAAUCAGAAUAGCAAAUGUAAAAUAUGGCAUUUAUAAUGGCUCAAAUUUUGGUUAAAGAUACAGGUAUUUUACUUUCAUGGAGAAUAGGAUUUUCCCACAAAGCAUGCACUUAGGCUUUUAGCAAUCACCCCCUGAAAUUGGUGAUUUUAUUCUUGGUAGAAGGAUUACUGUGGUCCAUUAUAGUAAGGAGAAGAGCAUAUUGCCAUGAUUUUGCUCUCAAAAUUUCUUAUAAAAGGCAUAUUAUCAAAUAUUAGUAUUAAAAAUCAUCAGGAAAUGGUUUUUUAAUGUUUCUCUUUUAGCAGAUUUCCCUUUCUUCUCAAAGCUAAACUUACUAUUCAUGGUAGUAAACUUCCUUUGCUCCUUAAAACAAAGUUUAUAUUCAAGCAUAAUACUGUGAAAUAAUUCAGGUCUCAAUUUCUCACUGGAAGGUUAUUCUUUAAAAUAGGAAGGAUUUAAAUUUCAAUAAAAUUUAAUCACAGAUACUUUGUAUUUUAAGAUAAAUGUGUUGGAGCUAAAUUCUGGAAUCAUUAAAAUAUAGAACAUGUAUCUUCUAAUGUGUUUUUCUAUUUAAUUUAAAACAAUAAACAUAAAUAUCUU
Molecule: messenger RNA, 10965 nt
Organism: Marmota monax (woodchuck)
Lineage: Eukaryota; Metazoa; Chordata; Mammalia; Rodentia; Sciuridae
Gene: Gabra4
Product: gamma-aminobutyric acid type A receptor subunit alpha4
Exons: 9
Coding region: 471-2138 (555 amino acids)
Biological process (GO): regulation of postsynaptic membrane potential; gamma-aminobutyric acid signaling pathway; nervous system process
Cellular component (GO): synapse; dendrite membrane; neuron projection
Molecular function (GO): benzodiazepine receptor activity; GABA-gated chloride ion channel activity; inhibitory extracellular ligand-gated monoatomic ion channel activity
Source: RefSeq, a predicted model, not a curated record